Messenger RNA from Alligator sinensis (Chinese alligator), 1215 nucleotides. RefSeq names its product SKI family transcriptional corepressor 2-like. Gene Ontology annotation, biological process: negative regulation of transcription by RNA polymerase II; negative regulation of BMP signaling pathway. Gene Ontology annotation, cellular component: transcription regulator complex; nucleus. The transcript is spliced from 10 exons. Gene Ontology annotation, molecular function: RNA polymerase II cis-regulatory region sequence-specific DNA binding; SMAD binding; DNA-binding transcription factor activity, RNA polymerase II-specific. The record is from RefSeq and is a predicted model, not a curated record. The annotation marks the transcript as partial. Lineage: Eukaryota; Metazoa; Chordata; Crocodylia; Alligatoridae.
GGGCAGGUGGUGCUGUACGGCGUGCCCAUCGUGUCGCUGGUGAUCGACGGGCAGGAGCGGCUGUGCCUGGCGCAGAUCUCCAACACCCUGCUCAAGACCUUCAGCUACAACGAGAUCCACAACCGGCGCGUGGCCCUGGGCAUCACGUGCGUGCAGUGCACGCCGGUGCAGCUGGAGAUCCUGCGCCGGGCCGGGGCCAUGCCCAUCUCGUCGCGGCGCUGCGGCAUGAUCACGAAGCGCGAGGCGGAGCGGCUCUGCAAGUCUUUCCUGGGCGAGAACCGCCCGCCCAAGCUGCCGGACAACUUCGCCUUCGACGUGUCGCACGAGUGCGCCUGGGAGCGGGGUUGCCGCGGCAGCUUCGUGCCGGCGCGCUACAACAGCUCCCGCGCCAAGUGCAUCAAGUGCAGCUACUGCGCCAUGUACUUCUCGCCCAACAAGUUCAUCUUCCACUCGCACCGCACGCCCGACGCCAAGUACACGCAGCCCGACGCCGCCAACUUCAACUCCUGGCGCCGCCACCUCAAGCUCACCGACAAGAGCCCCCCCGACGAGCUGGUCUUCGCCUGGGAGGACGUCAAGAAUCAGAAAAGCAAGGACGGCAGUAACCAAGCCAUUUUACCUACAAAAGAGGACAAUGGCUUUUCAGAUAAGAACAAGGAGCAUAAUUUUUUCAUCACAGACUCAGAGCAUUCAGGAGGAGACUUCUGGAGAGAUAUAGCAGGCGAACACACGCAAGAAACCAAUUCACCUCAUUCACUGAAGAAGGAUGUAGAAAACAUGGGGAAAGAAGAACUCCAGAAGGUUUUGUUUGAGCAAAUAGACUUACGGAGGAGAUUAGAACAGGAAUUCCAGGUGUUGAAAGGAAACGCUUCUUUCCCAGUAUUCAAUAAUUUUCAAGAUCAGAUGAAACGGGAGCUGGCGUACAGAGAAGAAAUGGUACAGCAGUUACAAAUUAUUCCCUAUGCAGCAAGCUUGAUCAGGAAAGAAAAGCUCGGCACGCACCUCAGCAAAAGCUAAAAGAAGCACACGACCCUCUGCAGCAGUUCUCUUAUAAGGUACAACCCACCACUCAGAAAUCUGACUUGUUUAAAGACUGAGAAAACAGAAGGGCUUGGGAAUUUAAAAAGCAAGCAAACAAAAAAAAAAUCAGGUUCCUCUGAACCCAAGGACAAGUGACCUCAAAGCAUCAUGGACAACCAUGUAAAAUAGAAUGUA